AUGCCGAAAUUACUCUACCCCACAUCCAUCAAGCUCGACGUCCAGAGCCUCGAGGGCUUCUCCGUCGAGCUAAAGCCGUACGACGCGAAGAAACCGAUCGCAGACGAAGACACCGACGCCGAGUUCCUAGUGACCUGGGCCAACAGCGCCGACAACCUGAAAGAUGCGGCGCAACGCUUGACCAAGGUACGAUGGAUCCAGUCGCUCGCGGCGGGGCCCAACGACGUGCUCUCUGCUGGGUUCGACCCCAAGGUGAAAGUCACGACCGGGUCCGGCCUGCACGACCACACCGUCGCGGAACACGCGCUGGGCAUGCUCCUCAACAGCGCCCGCCGUUUCUACGAGAUGCGCGACUACCAGCUGCAGGGCAAAUGGCCCGGCCACUUGGGCGGACCCCAGCCCGACCGUCCAGCAGGCGCCUUCACGACGCUCCGUGACGCCAACGUCCUCAUCUGGGGGUUCGGCAACAUCGCCAAGAAACUCGCGCCGUGGUUGACUGCUCUUGGAGCGACGGUGCGCGGCGUUGCCCGCCACGCCGGCGUGCGCAACGGCGUCGAGGUCUACGGCGAGGAUAAGCUCCCGGAGCUCCUGGCGGAGACGGACGCUUUGGUCAUGAUUCUGCCUGGCUCGGAUAGUACGCGCCAUGCCCUUUCUGCAGAGAGACUCAAGCAGCUGCCAAAGCAUGCGUGGAUCGUCAAUGUGGGCCGCGGCACCUCGGUGGAUGAGGAUGCCCUGACUGCGGCACUGGAGAAGGGCGAGAUCGGAGGUGCAUCGCUCGAUGUGUUCGAGAAGGAGCCGUUGCCGGAGGAUAGUUCGUUGUGGAAAGCACCGAAUCUGGUGGUUUCGCCUCAUGCUGCUGGUGGUCGGCCGCAGGGUGCCGAAGUCCUGAUUGCGGAUAAUCUGAGGAGGAUCUUGGCUGGGCAAGAAUUGAAGAAUGUGAUCUAA
This is a messenger RNA of Exophiala bonariae, 945 nucleotides long. RefSeq lists its product as uncharacterized. The record is from RefSeq and is a predicted model, not a curated record. Gene Ontology annotation, molecular function: NAD binding. The transcript has a single exon. Bases 1 to 945 code for a protein of 314 amino acids. NCBI's taxonomy places the organism in Eukaryota, Fungi, Ascomycota, Eurotiomycetes, Chaetothyriales, Herpotrichiellaceae.